UCUUUGCCACGCCUCGGCAUCUUAUCCAUUUCUCUUCAGUAUCCUACUCUCAAUCUCCAACCCCUCCCAAAACCCUUCAACAAAGGGCAAAAUAUUCAUCUUUCUAGCGAGGAUUUCCCCAUCCUUAAAUCGGCAAUGCCCAAUUUCUCGUAACCGGAGUUCUCAGUGCUCGGCCCCCGAACUUCCGGGUAAACCCACCCCAACAUUAUCCCCAGUAUUCACAACCAAUGGAACUUUCUUCUUCUUUUGUUAAACUCUCAUCCCCUUCUCCUAAUUACUCUUUCUCGUCUUCUUUAACCCCAUUUAUUGUUAAAAUUCACCCCAAUCAUCCCAUUUUCCCGAACCCCUCGUCGGCGAAUUUGCGUAUUUUUGCAGUUGCAGUUGACCCACAACAAGAAUUGCCCAAAAACAAUCCUCAGAGACUGCUCAAAGAGCUUGCGGAGCGAAAACGAGCCACUUCUCCGAAGAAAAAGGUACCCCCAAAAAGGUUUAUUCUUAGACCGCCAUUGGAUGAUAAGAAAUUAGCGGAAAGGUUUCUCAAUAGCCCUCAAUUAACUCUCAAAUCAUUCCCAUUAUUGAGUUCUUGUUUACCAUCUUCGCGGCUUAACAAUGCUGAUAAAACUUGGAUGGACGAGUACUUGCUGGAAGCCAAGCAAGCCCUUGGAUACCCCCUUGAGCCCUCCGAUAGUUAUGGAGACGACAAUCCUGCAAAACAAUUUGAUACUUUGUUGUACUUGGCCUUUCAGCAUCCCUCAUGCGAAAGAACUAAGGCCCGGCACAUAAGAUCGGGGCAUUCGAGGCUAUUGUUUUUGGGUCAAUAUGUAAUCGAAUUGGCUUUAGCAGAGUAUUUUCUGCAGAGGUAUCCUAGGGAAUCGCCAGGUCCAAUGAGGGAGAGGGUUUUUGCGUUAAUUGGGAAGAGGAACCUUCCAAAGUGGAUUAAAGCUGCCAGUUUACAGAAUUUGAUAUUCCCAUAUGAUGAUAUGGACAAGAUGAUUAGGAAGGACCGGGAACCACCUGUCAAAUCUGUAUUUUGGGCGUUGUUUGGGGCAAUAUAUUUAUGUUUUGGAAUGCCAGAAGUGUACCGGGUCCUUUUUGAGGUGUUUGGAAUGGAUCCAGAUGCAGAGGAAUGCGAACCAAGGUUACGCAGGCAACUUGAAGAUGUAGAUUAUGUCUCUGUUGAAUUUGAGGACAAAAGGAUCAGCUGGCAAGAUAUGGUUUCCUAUAAGCCUCCAGAAGAUGCUCUGUUUGCGCACCCUAGGCUCUUCAGAGCUUGUGUCCCACCUGGCAUGCAUCGAUUUCGGGGUAAUAUAUGGGAUUAUGAUAGCCGACCUCAAGUCAUGCAAGCACUAGGAUACCCUUUACCUGUUACUGAUAAAAUUCCUGACAUCACGGAAGCAAGAAAUAUUGAACUCGGACUUGGACUGCAGCUUUGUUUUUUGCACCCGUCAAAACACAAGUUUGAGCACCCUCGUUUCUGCUAUGAACGAUUAGAAUACCUCGGCCAAAAGAUCCAGGAUAUCGUGAUGGCUGAGAGACUGUUGAUGAAGCAUUUAGAUGCCCCUGGGAAGUGGUUGCAGGAAAAGCACCGGCGAUUGCUCAUGAACAAGUUUUGCGGUCGGUAUUUGAGGGAAAAAUAUCUUCAUAAACUUAUCAUCUAUUCCGAGAAAGUUCAAGAUGCAUAUGAGAACAACCGGAGGCUUCGAAACCCGGCCACCACAGCUGUUCAGCAAGCCCUUCAUGGACUUUCUUAUGUAGUUUAUGGAAAGCCUGAUGUGAGACGUCUCAUGUUUGAGGUUUUUGAUUUUGAGCAAAUCCAACCUAAAGCUGUAUGAGGUUCUAGAAGGUAGAUAUCAUUGUCCAAUCAAAGGCAAAAGAAGGGAGAAAAGGGGAACUAAUUAUUUCUUCAUGCCCUUCGGGCUUGAUUCUCUCCUUUCUCUAUUAGGAGGAGCUUCUUGUUACACAUAAUUGAAGUAGAUGUGGUACAAAACUUGGCCAAUAAAGAAGCUGAUGUGAAAUAUAUAUUUAUGGUAAUUCUUUUUUUAAA
Molecule: messenger RNA, 2044 nt
Organism: Benincasa hispida (wax gourd)
Lineage: Eukaryota; Viridiplantae; Streptophyta; Magnoliopsida; Cucurbitales; Cucurbitaceae
Product: Ribonuclease III family protein
Biological process (GO): RNA processing; regulation of gene expression
Cellular component (GO): nucleus
Molecular function (GO): double-stranded RNA binding; ribonuclease III activity
Source: RefSeq, a predicted model, not a curated record